AUGGAGAGACAGCAACGGGCAUAUGCAAAGAAGUUCCAGGUGGAAUACCCCGAGCGGCUGGAUGGACUUCAUCUGAGCCUCCUUUUGAAUACGCCGCUCUUGAACCUGAUGCCGAAAAGGGAUGUGCACAUUGACAUGAUCCAUCUGGAGAGAGAAAGGCAGAAAUUGUUAGUGGACAUGGAAAAUGAAAGAAGUAUAAAAAAUAAAGAAAAGGUGAAUAUACUGAGUACAUACUAUACGGAUAAUGAGCAGUUAGUUUACUCUACACUGUCUCCAUUUAUUGAGUUAAAAAAAUAUUCUUUUGAGGGGUAUGUCAUGUCCACCUUUGCCAUUAAGGUAAACCCCUCUUAUUACUCUGCGUGGAUAUACAGGAGGAAGUGCCUGCGUAAACUGAACAUGAAUUUGCGAAAUGAAUUGCUCUUUACAAAGUGUAUUAUAUGCGACAAUAUAAAAAGUUUCCAGAGUUGGUUUCACCGUAGGUGGCUCGUCGAGUAUAUUUGCAAAAUGGCAAGGAGGGGUGUGCGCCGGGGGGAGAAAGACGUCGGUAGCUGCCCCGUCAGUGCAGGGCACCGCCAAGGGGAGUGUCACUCGGGGGGGCACAAAAUCGACUGGAACAGUUACGACUUGGAGGAUGAGGAGAACUUCAUCAGCAGCGACGGCAGCGAUGGAGGCGAUGGAAGUGGUAGCAACGAUAGUAGUGGUAGUUUUGGCCGGCCUGCUGAUGAGCACUUCCAGGAAGAAGACGCCUUUUUAAGCAACUGCGAGGAGGCGGACUUUGAGGCGGAAAAAAAAGAUGUAGUCAUUCUGCACGAAGAUUUGCAAAACCUUGUUGAAAGCUGUGAAUUUUUUAAAAACGCUUUAAGGCCAAACGAGGAGACGAUAAACAUAGAUGAAUUUUUAUACGAAGAAAUGCUUUACAGUAACUGCGACAUAUUUCUGGACGCAAAAAAUUACAACUCCUGGGCACAUAAAACAUGGCUAAUUGAUAAAUUAGGCAUUUUUAACAGUAAAUAUUUACGUGAAAAAUAUAAUAUCAUAUCGCAUGAAUUUAACUUCAUAAAUUAUUUUUUAAAACAUGACAUUUACAACAACUCCGUAUGGGUGUACAGAUAUUUUAUAUUGAACAAAUUGAAAUACACACGUAAGUUACAUAAAAUGGAGAGGGAAAUUAAAUUCUGCUUAAAUUUUGCCAAACAGUUCCCUCAUAAUGAGGCUAUUUUCAAGUACCUCUUUCGCGUUAUUUUCAUGUAUACCGAUUUGUACAAAAAAAAAAAAAAAAAUGUGACGGACAUUUUUGAAAUUCCGCUACUCCUCAAUUUGAAAGAACAAUUGGCCAAACUGGCAGAUCAGUCGAAAUAUGUUUUGAUUUUUCUCUCGGAACUUUACUCCUUCAAUGGUCAGUGUGACCAAGAAAUGCAGUGCUACAGGCAUCUGGAAAAAAACGACAACUUUAACGAUGCUGUGUGGAGAUACAGAAUUGAGGAAGUCCAAAUGAAGCAACCACGUGAAGGGAAGUCGAUGUGA
Plasmodium knowlesi strain H is the source of this 1524-nucleotide messenger RNA. RefSeq names its product protein farnesyltransferase subunit alpha, putative. The record is from RefSeq and is a predicted model, not a curated record. The coding region runs from base 1 to 1524 and encodes 507 amino acids. The transcript has 2 exons. Gene Ontology annotation, cellular component: CAAX-protein geranylgeranyltransferase complex; cytoplasm; protein farnesyltransferase complex. Gene Ontology annotation, molecular function: protein farnesyltransferase activity; CAAX-protein geranylgeranyltransferase activity. NCBI's taxonomy places the organism in Eukaryota, Apicomplexa, Aconoidasida, Haemosporida, Plasmodiidae. Gene Ontology annotation, biological process: protein farnesylation; protein geranylgeranylation.